AUGCGACUCUGGGAGCUGCAUAUCGCCACGUUCUUCUCGGCCCUGCCGGCGGUCGAGCGGCGCCUGCGCUCGGCACGUGCCGCUCCCGUGGCCUCUCGCGUGCCGCCGCGGCAGCUACAGCUGCUGGAUAGAAGGCUGCAGACGGCCCGGACUGGAGCCGUCCAGCGCGCCGCCCGGCUCAACUAUGUGGUGCACAGGUACCGGGUCAUCACCCACCUCACUAUCGUCGAGGAGACGGUCCGCGUGUGGGCGGUACGGCUGGCGCGGCGCGUCCCCGACCCCCAGCAGGCGGCGGAGGCAGCUGAGCUGGUGGCCGACGGCGGGCUACUGAGGGACUUUGACCGGCCGCUGCUGGACAUGAGACGGGCUACUGAGACACUGGUCACCGACGGUGGCAUUUCCACGGAGGAGAAGGCGGCAGCCACCCAGUUCGUUGACAAGGUCACGGCCAAGUGGCAGCCGCUGUCGGCAGAGGUCCAGUCGCUGACAUACAUACUGGAGGAGAUGUUGGUGGACGUGAAGAAAAUGACGCCGGCGAUGACCAACCCAGAGGCAGAGGAGCAGCAGGUGGCCGUACCAGAGGCGGUGCUGGCUCCGGUGGCCCGGCCUCAGGAGGGUGAGGAGGGCACCCAGUCCACGGACUUGAUGACGGACUUGGACGGCAUCAUCAGUCAGCUGGAGGGUCUGCAGGAGCGUGUCACCGGGCUCAAACAGGUGGCAGAGGUCCGACAGCAGCGCAACAGAGAGGCGCUGGCGAAAUCCACCUAUCCGACUCCGUCAGCCCCUGCCGUAGCGGAGGUGGUCCCUGCACCUGAGCACAGCAGCGCAGUGAACCUAGCGGCUCCUGCACCCGAAGACAACAGCACAGUGGACGCGGGUCGUCCAGCCGCUGUCCUAGAGAGUGCGACGCCCGUCCUAACUACAGAGACAGAGCCCGUCCAGUCGCCGCCGUCCGAGACUGAGGGACUAGCCGAGCCUGCCGACGGCUGGGCCCGGUUCUCCGCGCUCCAGCAGAGAGUACAGCAGUGGCUGCAGCAGCACGAGCCACUGGUCCAGCAGCCGAGAGUGAUCAACUCACUGGACGAGCUGAAUGAUCUUCUUGCCCGGCACCAGGCCGGUGUGAGCCAGUGUGCCGAGAUAGCCCAGCACCUCUCAGAGAUGACUGCUCUCCAGCCGAGCCUGCCACCGCGCGAGGCCGGGCCGUCCGCCGAACAGCUACUGCGGGACUGCCAGCAGAGGAAGACAGACACGGAGACGGCACUCAGGAGACGGGUGCUGGUGCUGCAGGAGACGCUGGAGCUGUGGCGGCGCUGCGAGCUGCUGCUCUCCGACGUCGAGGUGUGGUGUUCAGCCGCGGAGACGGAGUUGGGCUCCCCGGCGGCACUGGCCGGCCCCCUGCGCCUCCAGCUGGCUGCGGUACAGCCGCUGUCGGCAGAGAUCGCGAGCAGGGAGACAGAGGUCGCCAGGGAGGCUGAGCGGCUCAUGCUGCUGUUCGGCUCGGAGCAGCUGUCGGGCGCGCUGACGCUGACGUCGCGGCGCGCGGAGCUGCAGCAGCUGCUGAGCCAGCUACACGUGGCGGCUGAGGAGCGCUGCAGCCGGCUGACGGAGAGCCUCGCCCAGCUGGACCGGCACAGGCAGGAAGUGGAGCGUCUACGAGCUCAGUUGGAGGAAGUCUCACCCAAUGUCAGUGUAGUUCAGACAGAAGUGCUGCCAAUCACGGUCGAAACGAGAAAACCAGCUGAAACUACUGAAGGAACCGUAGAGGAGGCUAGACCUGCCGGAAAGGAUAUGGAAUCAGAGGGAACCCAGCCAGAGAAGGCAACACAGCCAGAGUCGAAGAAUGCACAGACGGAUACUGCUGACAAAACACUCUACCUAGCGGUAACCGCUCACAGAACUGAGUCUGCCGUGCCGGUGGAGACGACCACCACAGUAGUGCCGCUGAAAACCACCCCGAAGGCGGUCCAGCUGAAAAAGUUCAAACGGCUGGGCACAACGAUCGUGAAGAAGCUCAAAAAGCGUCUGAGACCGUCUCCGGCGGAUGUGAAACCCACGGAGUCUAUCACUGGAGAGGCAGACGCGGCUCCUAAACUGUCCCAGCCCGCCGAUGCAGCCCAGAACACUGAGACAUCGCCUACACCGACUGGCAUGUCCGAGCCGUCAACAGGCGGUGAGGCGAGCCGGGUCUCCGAGACACCCGUGAGGCCGCCGCGGACACGGGAUGCGACUACAACAGACCACUUGCGGACACUGGAUGCGACUACGGAUCAGUCGGCGCUGCCGGCCUCGGCUGAG
Molecule: messenger RNA, 2295 nt
Organism: Amphibalanus amphitrite
Lineage: Eukaryota; Metazoa; Arthropoda; Thecostraca; Balanomorpha; Balanidae
Exons: 13
Biological process (GO): nuclear migration
Cellular component (GO): meiotic nuclear membrane microtubule tethering complex; cytoplasm; nuclear outer membrane
Molecular function (GO): actin filament binding
Source: RefSeq, a predicted model, not a curated record